AUGAGCCACCUACCAUGUUGCCAGACGGCCGUUGAGGUCAUGUCCGAGUCCAGGCGCCGAAAUAACUACCACGAAGCCGAGGUCGUCGUGGUUGGCGCCGGCGUCUUUGGCUGCGCCGUUGCCUUUGCGCUAGCCAACCAGGGCCGUAGCGUUCUCCUCCUCGAAAGGUGGAUGCACCAACCCGACCGCAUCGUUGGCGAGCUCCUGCAGCCCGGCGGCGUAGCGGCGCUCCGCAAGCUCGGCCUCGAACACUGCCUCGAGGGCAUCGACGCCGUGCCCUGUAUUGGCUACAACGUCAUCUACGACGGUACCCCCUGCGCGUUUCCCUACCCCAUGCUCGACGAUAAGGGCAACGUCGUCUACGAAAAGUCUGGCAGCGGCGACGGCAAGCGGCCCGAGGGAAAGUCGUUCCACCAUGGCCGCUUCAUCAUGAAGCUCAGGAAGCGUGCCUUGCCCACAAGAACAUCACCGUCGUCGAGACCAAGGCGACGAAGCCCGUCAGGGGCGACAAGACUAUUUUUCGGCCAACUCACCAUCAUCGCCGAUGGCUACGCCUCCACCUUUAGGGCCGAACACCUCCAGCGCGAGGCCGUCGUCAAGAGCAAGUUCUACGCCCUUGAGCUCAUCGACUGCCCCCUCUUGAGCCCCUACCACGGCCACGUCGUCAUCGGCAACACCUUCCCCACCCUCCUCUACCAGAUCGGCACCCACGAGACCCGCGCCCUCAUCGAUGUCCCCGAGGGCCUACCCGCCGCCGCCCCCGCCGCAGGCGGCGUGAAGGGCUACAUCAAGAACGUCGUCACGGCCAAGGGCCUCAUCGUCCUCGGCGACGCUAUGAACAUGCGCCAUCCCCUCACCGGUGGCGGCAUGACAGUCGCUUUCAACGACGUCGUCCUCCUCGCCGACCUCCUCGCCCCCGAAAAAGUUCCCACCUUGGGCAACCUCGACGCCGUCCAGAACGCCAUGGACACUUUCCACUGGCGUCGCAAGCGCCUCACCUCCAUCAUCAACGUCCUCGCCAUGGCUCUCUACAACCUCUUCGCCGCCGACAGCUGGCAGCUCCGCGCCCUCCAGCGCGGCUGCUUCGAGUACUUCCAGCGCGGCGUGACCGAGGACCCUUCGGGCCUCCUCGGCGGCGUCAUCCACAGCCCCGCCGUCCUCGCUUAUCACUUCUUCACCGUCGCCUUUGUAGGCAUCUGGCUCAAUAUCAAGUCUACCCUCUCCUCUGCCGGCAUCCUCGCCCCCUUAUGCUACCCGUUGCCCUCAUCAAGUCCGUCCUCAUCCUUGCCACCGCCUGUGUAG
This is a messenger RNA of Parascedosporium putredinis, 1302 nucleotides long. The record is from the annotation of a GenBank genome assembly. NCBI's taxonomy places the organism in Eukaryota, Fungi, Ascomycota, Sordariomycetes, Microascales, Microascaceae.